Heterostelium album PN500 is the source of this 162-nucleotide messenger RNA. RefSeq lists its product as uncharacterized. The record is from RefSeq and is a predicted model, not a curated record. Lineage: Eukaryota; Evosea; Eumycetozoa; Acytosteliales; Acytosteliaceae. Bases 1 to 162 code for a protein of 53 amino acids. The transcript has a single exon.
AUGUCAAACAAUAACAAUACACCAACAUCAGCAUCGACUUCAUCUACUUCCUCUUCACCAUCAAACACUACACCACUUGCAAACUCUACUCUAUCUCCAUCGGCAUCAACUCUAUUCGAUCCGAAUGUAUCUGCAGAACAUAUUAUCAUUUCAUGUAACUAA